Messenger RNA from Brassica rapa (field mustard), 1240 nucleotides. RefSeq names its product homeobox-leucine zipper protein HAT2. The record is from RefSeq and is a predicted model, not a curated record. Gene Ontology annotation, molecular function: DNA-binding transcription factor activity, RNA polymerase II-specific; sequence-specific DNA binding. Lineage: Eukaryota; Viridiplantae; Streptophyta; Magnoliopsida; Brassicales; Brassicaceae. Gene Ontology annotation, cellular component: nucleus. Gene Ontology annotation, biological process: regulation of DNA-templated transcription.
CUAUAUUAAUCCCUUCUUUGCCUUCAAUAUCAUCACACAUCAUCUCUCUCUACUUCUCUCCACAACAAACCUGAACUCUCUCUUUAGAAACAAACCAUUUCUCAUCUGUAUCUUUCUUCUUGGUUUCUUUCUCUACAAAGAAAGAUCAAAACCCUCUUAGUCUUCUGUUUUCCUCUGUUCUCUGAUCUUGUCUAGAUCUAUAAGAAUAGAAUAAGUCAUGAUGAUGAGAAAAGAAGAUCUUGGUUUGAGCCUAAGCUUAGGACUUUCACAAGAUCACACACCUCUUCAGCUGAGUCAGAAUCCUAACUCGUCCAUAUCCAACAAUCUCCACAGGUUUCCAUGGAACCAAACAUUUGCUUCUACAUCAGAUCUUGGCAAAAUAGAUGUGAACAGUCUUCCAACAACGGUGGAUUGCGAGGAGGAACCGGGGGUAUCCUCUCCUAACAGUACGAUCUCGAGCACCAUAAGCGGCGGGAAGAGGAGUGAGAGAGAAGGAAUCUCUGAGCACGAUGAUAUCACUCCGGAUCGAGGUUACUCGCGUGGAACCUCCGACGAAGAAGAAGACGGAGGUGAAACGUCGAGGAAGAAGCUCAGAUUAUCUAAAGAUCAGUCUGCUUUUCUUGAAGAGACUUUCAAAGAACACAACACUCUCAAUCCCAAACAGAAGCUCGCUUUGGCCAAAAAGUUGAACCUGACAGCAAGGCAAGUGGAAGUGUGGUUUCAGAACAGAAGAGCAAGAACCAAAUUAAAGCAAACGGAGGUGGAUUGUGAAUACUUGAAGCGAUGCGUCGAGAAACUAACGGAGGAGAAUCGUCGACUUCAGAAAGAGGCUAUGGAGCUUCGAACUCUCAAGCUGUCUCCACAGUUCUAUGGCCAAAUGACUCCACCGACUACACUCAUCAUGUGUCCGUCGUGUGAGCGUGUGGCUGGUCCAUCAUCAAACCAUCAACACAAUCACCGGCCCGUUCCGAUCAAUCCGUGGGUUGCUUGUGCUGCUGGUCAAGUGGCUCAUGGGCUAAAUUUCGAAGCCUUGCGUCCACGAUCGUGAGGGGAAGCGUGUUUUGUUGAUUUUUGUUGCUGUGUUGGUUUGAUAUUAAUGUGGCUGUGUGUGGGGUCAUUGUAAUAUUGGAUGAUUGGCCUUCUUUCAUUUAAGUGCUGUGUAUGAUGUAACCUUCAUAUACAUAUAAAUUAGUUAAGAUUAGUUACAAUAGUAACCAAAUUGUGAAGCUAUUUUAAACUA